AUGGAAGAGCGGCGCAACACCUCAGGACUGACAAACAGACCCCGAGCAGAUCAGGGAAGACCUAACAUGCAGCAACAAGGGUGCGCCAGGGAACAAGGAGAAGCUCGGGAGGAAGAGAACAAAGGCAAUGCAGCCAUCAGGGACAUAGGCAUGAUCUAUGGAGGGCCUACUAAUGGAGAUUCAGGCAGGGCACGUAUGAGCGUCGGUUGGAGAUCCAUGCUCUUUGGACCGCAAGACUUGGAGGGGCUGGAGCUGCCUCAUGAUGAUGCCCUCAUCAUCAAAGUCGUGAUCACCAACAGCCGCGUGGGCAGGGUCUUCGUUGACACCGGGAGCUCUGUCAACGUAUUGUUUAGGUCUGCUUUCGAAGAAAUGCAGAUCGACGUCAGCGAGCUUCAGCCGGUGACUACUUCUUUAUAUGGUUUUACUGGCAACGAAGUAAAACCCAUGGGACAGAUCAAGUUGGCCAUAUCCUUGGGAGUGAGUUGUUAG
Zingiber officinale is the source of this 489-nucleotide messenger RNA. RefSeq lists its product as uncharacterized. The record is from RefSeq and is a predicted model, not a curated record. The transcript is spliced from 2 exons. The coding region runs from base 1 to 489 and encodes 162 amino acids. NCBI's taxonomy places the organism in Eukaryota, Viridiplantae, Streptophyta, Magnoliopsida, Zingiberales, Zingiberaceae.